AACACCGGAAAAACAGAGUAAAAUGAAGCCUCGAUACUCGAUCGGGAUCAUCGAUUGAUGAUGGAUCUAGCGAAUUAGCAAUUAACCAGGCCGGCCGGCCGGCUAUGGGAUCGAUGGCGACAAUGACGGCGACGACAUCGACGCACGGGGCGGCGCUGGUCUGUGGCACGCACCUGAUGCGCAUCCGCGGUUACAGCAGGUGGAAGGCCAUCAGGUCCGCCGACUUCGAGGCCGGCGGCCACAUCUGGGCUCUCUCCUGCGGCUUCUACGACAAGCAACUCGUGUCCGUCUCCCUCGAGCUGCUCCACACCGACGCUGCCACGGACGUCGUCGCCGUGGCCACCUCAGGAUCCAAAGCCCGGCGGACCGAUGGAGGAUCGCCCAGUCGUGGAGUCGUCUUCCCCGCUUGGCCCUCUCUAUCGUCCAUGGCUACUUGCAGAUGCUGGGAGCUACCUCUCCCCGACAUGUUCCGUGGCCGGGAGCAUCUCUACGUCGACGGCGAGGACGGUAGUCUCUACGUCUACUGUGAGGUGGAAGUCCUACAGGAGGACACCGACAUACCGGCAGAUGCAGACCAAACCUUCAUGGUGCCGCCGCAGACAAUCUCCAGAGAUCUUGGCAGGCUUCUUCUAAUUCCGGGGCAGGGAGUGCCUGAGACGGAGUCGGAGUUGUUGCGAAGACGUUGCAUGUUGCCGGACGUGACCUUCAUUGUCGAGCAGACCGAGAUACAUGCGCACAAACUCAUGCUCGCCAUGCGAGCCAUGCUACACUUCAUCUACACCGAUCAGCUCCAACUAAAUAGCGCCGAUGAUGGUCGUACGCCUAUGAUGCUCGACCUACUUGUGGCGGAUCGAUACGACAUCGAAAGCCUGAGGCUCAUGUGUGAGAACAUGUUGUCCGAGAGCAUGGAAGUCGAAUAUGUCAUGUCGAUACUGAUGGAGGUUCAUGGCCGGCAUAGCUGUAGGUCGGUGGAGGCCUCCUGCAUCGAGUACAUGGCGUCAGAUCCUGCCGUGUACGCCACUGUGAAGGCAACGAAUGACUACGAGGAGUUGAAGGAGAGUUGUUGCUCUUUCGUACUCGAGGUCGCUGACAAAGUAGCAGCCGUCAACAUGACUCAUAACUUGUGCUCCAAUGCUCCUUCCUCCUCCAGCAGCCGACCGCAGAUGAAUGUGUGCACACAUUACUCAUUGGAGGUGGCCGAGGGCACACACGAGUUUAAAAUCCCCCAUUUUGUCUUUGUGCAAAGGAGGCAUGGAGUUGGCAAAGAAAUCAAUUCCGAAGCUUUCCUGGUCGGCGAUUACGGUUGGAAGAUAAGGGUAUACCCGUCGUCGUCAUCAGAGAAGGCACAAGGGCACAUCUCUGUGUACGCCGAGCUAUUGACUGAUCCUGGACCUGAAGGUGUCAAUGUGACAUUGGGCUUUAAGUUGGAUGAUCAUAGUGGCGAGUCACCGCAUUUGAUGAAAUGGUUAGAGAAAACCUUUACGACCAAGUCAGAUUGGGGAUAUGCAAAGUUCGUCACCAUUGAAUCUGCCAAGUCAUGUCACCUAGCAGAUGAUGGAUCCCUUACCAUACGUUGUGAUGUUGCCAUCAUCAAGAAGGUCCACACUUGUAGUACUAGCACCACCACCAUGGGCACCAGAGCCACAAUGCCACCGUCUGAUAUUGCCUCUCACCUGAAGCAGUUGUUGGUGAGCGAGCACGGGUCGGAUGUAUGUUUCCUGGUCGAGGACUGUGAGCUCCGCGCGCACAACCUUGUGAUAGCCGCACGAUCACCAACCCUAUAUAAGAUGAUGGUAAUGGGCAACAAGGAUGACCACGUCAUACCGGUUCACGAUGUGACGGUCGAGGUCUUCAAGGCCGUGCUCCACUUCAUCUACACCGAUGAGUUGCCUCCAAUUCAAGACCUAGUCCAUGAUGGUGCUGACCAAGAUGAGUUGAUGAUAGCGGAAGAUAUGCUGGUUGAGGCGUGCUGGUUCGGUCUCGAUAGGAUGAAGGCCAUGUGUGAGAAUUUGCUGGUUAGGUUCCUCGACUCGGAAGAAGAUGCAUUACAAACGAUAAAGCUGGGCUGCGAUCUCCAAUGCUCAAAGCUCAUAAAUUACUGCCACCAGUUCAUCAUGUUGACAGAACUUAGGCAAAUACAAGGUGAAAAUGUUUCCCUGGUCGACCGUUUUGGCACAUGUGUGUUUCUAGGCAUUUCAACAAGUGACUACAUACGGAGCAAACCGAGUGAAUCUACACUCUAAAAUAUGUCUACAUACAUCCGUAUGUGGUAGUCAUUUGAAAUGUCUAGAAAGACAAAUAUUUAGGAACGGAGGGAGUACUUGCUUAUAUAUAUAAGGUAUUUCUUCUUUACCAAGAUAAAAAAGGCUUUCGUUUCUGGUCUAGGCAGCGAAAGGAAACACACAUCUUUGUUUUCUUGCCGACCUACACAUCUAGUUACCCUAUAGAGAUGAGCAUGGGGCUGCUAUUGUACAAUAUCAGAUCAUUGAUGGUGUGUGUUGCCGCGCUUGUCCAUUUUUACACUAUAAUGAAAUUUCAUAA
Messenger RNA from Triticum aestivum (bread wheat), 2541 nucleotides. Its product is annotated as BTB/POZ and MATH domain-containing protein 1-like. Bases 105 to 2243 code for a protein of 712 amino acids. The record is from RefSeq and is a predicted model, not a curated record. Gene Ontology annotation, molecular function: protein binding. Gene Ontology annotation, biological process: protein ubiquitination. NCBI's taxonomy places the organism in Eukaryota, Viridiplantae, Streptophyta, Magnoliopsida, Poales, Poaceae. The transcript has 2 exons.